AUCCGUCGUGAUGGCAAGCGUGAUGGCAAAAGCUUUCCAUUGCAAGCACGCCAAUGCCUCUUUGGACGGGACGAGAAGUGUGACAUCCGAAUUCAGCGGCCCGAAUGUUCCAUGCACCAUUGCCGCCUGAUGGUCGAUGAUAACAACAAGGUAAUGGUGCAACUGGAGCCACAGAGCGACACAAACCCAACCUUGCUGAACGACCAAGCCAUAGCGUCCAUGACGACGCUGGCAGACGGAGAUGUGUUUUCCAUUGGAAGCCGCAAGUUUCGCUUC
Molecule: messenger RNA, 276 nt
Organism: Monosiga brevicollis MX1
Lineage: Eukaryota; Choanoflagellata; Craspedida; Salpingoecidae
Exons: 3
Biological process (GO): regulation of mitotic nuclear division; regulation of chromosome segregation
Cellular component (GO): nucleus; chromosome
Molecular function (GO): protein binding
Source: RefSeq, a predicted model, not a curated record